Messenger RNA from Nicotiana tabacum (common tobacco), 1824 nucleotides. RefSeq lists its product as uncharacterized. Gene Ontology annotation, biological process: regulation of DNA-templated transcription. Gene Ontology annotation, molecular function: protein dimerization activity; DNA-binding transcription factor activity. The record is from RefSeq and is a predicted model, not a curated record. NCBI's taxonomy places the organism in Eukaryota, Viridiplantae, Streptophyta, Magnoliopsida, Solanales, Solanaceae. Gene Ontology annotation, cellular component: nucleus.
AAACCUUUAACCUUCACGCAUUCUUCCCCAUUCUCUCUCUCGCCAUACAAGAGAAGGAAAAAAGAAGAAAAAAGAAAAUAAAAGAAGGAAUCCCAUUUCUUCUAUUCUAAAAGCUGUGUAUUCAUAGUACUUGAGGAGAAAGAAAGAGGGAGUUGGUUCAAGAGGACGUAACAAGGAAGGAACGAGUUAGGAAGCUACCUAAUAUUUUUCUAGUACAAUUUUGAACAGCCUUUUGUUACUUUCCGCAAAGCAAAACAAAGGACAGUAGCAUUUUAGCAGCUUUUGGAAGUCCCUUUUUUCUUACUUUUUUGGAAAAAAAGGAUCUCUGUUAUUAAUGAAUAUUGCAUUACCAGAAAUGUUACACAGUAUCACAGGAAAUGGAAGCUCAGAAAUGAGCGUGCUUGAACGACAACGAGCGAGAAUGAAAUGGCAGCAAGAACAGCUGCAGCAACCAGAAAUGAUGAGUUAUUUUGAUGGACAAAAUGAUCAUCAACUGAUGCAUUCUUAUUCUCAAACAGCUGGAGCUCAACAGUUUCAUGGUCUAAUCAACAAUGUAAAUGAUCAGAGUCUUAAUGAGCUUGUGACUCGGGCAAUUAAGCCGGACCCCUGUUUAGAGAACAAUAGGGGUGAUUUUGGGACCAUUGGUACUGAUGGUUUAGGCUAUGUUCCAAUUGGGGUUGGAAAUGGAGGAACUACGCCACAAUUGGGAUUGGAUUAUGCCAUUUCCAGAACCACAAGUUGCCCGCCUAACAUGGCGGACAACUCUGUGUCUGCUGGUAAAGCCAAAGAGAGUAUGCUGAGCUCUAAUAGAGGAAGAGAGAGUUUCAAGAAGAGAAAAGCAGACAAGAAUCAACAUCUCAAGGAGGUUGCAGAAGAAGAAAUCAAAGGCAAGAAACUGAAAGAAUGCGUAGCUGAGGGAGAUUCCAAGGUAACAACAGAGAAAUACAACAAAAGGAGCUCCAAUAACAGUAACAACAGUAAGGAAUCCUAUGAAUCUUCAAAGGAGAAGUCCAAAAUUACUGAAGAUAAAAAGCCUGAUUAUAUUCAUGUCCGAGCACGUCGUGGUCAAGCCACUGAUAGCCACAGCUUAGCUGAACGAGUAAGAAGGGAAAAGAUUAGUGAGAGAAUGAGAUUUCUGCAAGAUUUAGUACCAGGAUGUAACAAGAUCACAGGGAAAGCAGGAAUGCUAGAUGAAAUAAUCAACUAUGUCCAGUCUCUCCAAAGACAAGUAGAGUUCCUAUCCAUGAAACUGGCUGCUGUUAAUCCAAGGCUUGAUAUCGACGUAGACAAUUUCUUAAACAAAGAUAUAUUUGCAACUAGCACGUCUAAUUUUCCUACAGUGGGAGCUGGAACAUCAUCUGAAAUGCUUAGUAUGGCCCAACGCCAGUUCAAUUCAUUGCAGCAAAUAGUGUCAAGUUCUGGAUUCGAAAUGGGUAUUCUAAAUCUUAGUGAAAUGGCUCUACGUAGAACCACUAGCGCUCCUGUAUCAAUCCCUGAAAUAUUUCUCGACUCAUCCAAUAUCAAUCAAGUUCAGAGCUUUCCAACUUGGGACAAUGACUUAGAUAACAUGUACGCAAUGGAACUUCAACAAGGAAGAUCAGCACAGUUUCUUCCCCAUCCGUGUACAGGUUUUGUUGAAGCUGGAAAUGACCUGAAGAUGGAAAUGUGAUCUUACAGUUUUAAACAUUCAAGAUCAUUGAAUGACUUCACCUCAGAUGUCAUGGAUCCUGAUUCUUUUUUCCAAGUACAUAACAUAGUAUAUUAUGUAUGUAAAUGUUGCAGUUCAAGAGUAUCAAGCAAUACUAUGACAGUGUUCAUUGGAAA